Quercus lobata is the source of this 1677-nucleotide messenger RNA. RefSeq lists its product as uncharacterized. The record is from RefSeq and is a predicted model, not a curated record. The transcript has a single exon. The coding region runs from base 95 to 568 and encodes 157 amino acids. Lineage: Eukaryota; Viridiplantae; Streptophyta; Magnoliopsida; Fagales; Fagaceae.
GAUGUUCUUCCUAUGAUAGUGACUCAUAUUUUAUUAGCGUGCCCUUGGCUUUUGAGAUGUGUAUCAUAUUGAAAAGGACAAUACAUAUAAAUUUAUGUUCAAUAAUGCACAAAUUGUGUUAAAGUCUAUGAGUGCAAAACUACUAGAACAGCUAAGGAAAAAACAAAAGGUCAGGCCUAAGGAUGCUACUGAAACUCCAAAACAAAGAGCUAUAGUGCCACUAAAGGGAGUUGGAGAGCUGGAGCAAGAUGAGAAUAAGUUUGAUCAUGGGAAAGUUGAUGCCAAGGAAGAUAAUGGUGUUCUUGCAAUGGAGAUCACAAAGGAGCAAGGCGAGCAUAAAAUUGAUCAUGUAAAAAUCAAGAUGAAGAAAGAUGUUGAUGUUACUACCAGAGAUCAAUUCAAGAAGGAUUUCAAGUUGAAUAAUCCUUUGGUUGUUGAUUUAAUCAUUCCAAACGAAUUUAAUGAUACAAGGGGAAAUAAAGAUUUUUCAUUCUUGAUGCUUCCAAAGGUGAUUGAAGAAUUGGUGCAAGUUUCAAGUUUGAAGGUUCUUAUACUUAAAACACUUUAAACCCAAGGUCAAGUUUCUUCCAACUAGAGGAGUAUGAUGGAGUCAGGGAAGAUUAAUAUGCUAUUACUUUGCAAAUUUACCUGUACAAGAAUUAUUUUAUUGGGUCCUUGUGUGAAGUCCAAUCGAAGUGAAAGACAUUAUAUUGAGGGGCAAAUCUAUAAUUUCUUCAAUUCCUUCGAAUUAAGGGUAUUUUGGUAAUUAGUUGAGUCUAGAAUCUUCUAAGGUAUUCUAAGUACCUUAGGUUUAAUUACUUUGGGUCCAAGUUAGUAUUUAUUAGGGUUUCUUAGUAGUCCUAAUACUAGUAGGAAUCCUAUACUAACUACUAGCAAGAGUCUCAAUGUAUUCAAAAAAAAGAGAAUGAGUUGAUUAAUAAAAUUGAGUGUUUUGAGCAAUAGGCACAUUGGCCUUUGUUGUUUCUUUCUCCUUCUCUUUUUUUCUCUUUUUCUCUUAUUUUUUUUUAGGUUACUAUUCACGGGUACUGUUCACACAGCCCCUAAACAGCCCUAACUUCUCUCUAAUUCUUCAUCUUUCCUAACCUUAAACACACCACAACAAAACAUAGAUUUGUCUACAUCAGCAACAGUUAAAUACAUCAGACGGCACAAUUGACUCCAAAGUUAGACCACCUGAUGUGAAGACGGUUUCCUUCAGGCAAUACAUGCAUGGACAUCUUUGCUAGCACAAUCGCCUAAAACUCUUAGCCUGCACUUUGAAUCUCUUUGUUGAAUUAAUUCUUGUGCAUUAUAUGCAGUAAGCAUGAGCACUAUACUAUUCCAAAACCAAUGCUAAAUAAAACAUUCAAUGGCACAUACAUUCAAGAUUUAUCAGUAACAGGAACUGCUGUCUCACCAAAAAAGAAAGCAUAAAUGCAGGAUACCCAAAAGACAGAUUUAUUAGGUUAUUUCAUGUAAUGUAAUUUAGAAAGGCAGUCAGAAAAUAAAAACUAUAUGUUGAUAUUUUAAUAUCAUUUCUUUUUCAUCAUAAUUUUCGUUUGUUAUGGAUUUGUGUCUGCUAACAGCCUUAACGUGAGUGUGCUCUGUGAAUGCCUGUGCAGCAGAAUGACACUUACCAAUGCUUUUUUUUUUUUUUUUUUUUUUUUUUUUUUUUUU